Molecule: messenger RNA, 642 nt
Organism: Dictyostelium purpureum
Lineage: Eukaryota; Evosea; Eumycetozoa; Dictyosteliales; Dictyosteliaceae
Exons: 2
Source: RefSeq, a predicted model, not a curated record
UUCAUCUUCAAGAAAAACAACCGUUGCCCUUGCCGUUGCUCUACCAUUAAAGGGGAAUACUGCCAUCAUUGUGCCUUUAAUUCCGAUUUCAGGGAUAAGGUAUAUGUAGAAAGUCUACAUCUUGGAUACGAUCAUAGAAACUAUCGUGACAGACUAGAUGGAAUACACUCACUUGAAAGAUCUAUGCUCUAUGAUGAACAAGUACAACAAAAUCUAAGACUAUACCAACAACAAACAAGACAACAACAACAACAUGAACUACCAUAUCAACAACAAAUGAACCUAGAACAUCACCAGAUUAUGCAACUACGUCAACAACAACAACUAGAAAAACAACAACUAUACCAACAACAAGAACAAGAAAGACAAAGACAACAACAAUAUCAAAGAUUUCAACAAGAUUUUCUAUUUUAUCAAAUUCAACAACAACAUCUUCAACAACUAGAACAACUACAUCAACAAAAAGCUACAAAGACUACAACAACAAAAACAACAACAUUUUUUUUGGAGAUACUUUUAAAUGAAGACCAAAUUAUUAAUAAAAUCGUUUCAUUCUAUGUUUCAAUUAUUAAAUCGUUAAAUUUAAGAAAGUCAACUUCAUCAUCCAAGAACAAAUCACAUCUUUAUCAACAUUUCAAAUAA